AUGUCCUCCCUCUGGAACGCCUUUUCGGGCGGCAAUAAGCCCCAACCGCAGAAGCAGCCAGAACCCACGACGACAUUCGGACCCUCCUCCUCCGCCGUGACCUACGACCCGACCGAAGGCCAGGGCGUCGAGUCCUUCCUUCAGAGCACCGCCUUUGCCGACCCGUCGCAGCUGCAUCCGCUCGCGGGCCUCAACAGGGACACGCUCGAGUACCUGUCGCUCGAGGACUCGGCGCUGUCGGACCUGCCCGGCGGGCAGUCAGUGAUUCCCUCACGCGGUUUCACCGACGACCUGUGCUAUGGCACCGGCACUACGUACGUCGCCGGCCUCGGCCUCGGCGGCGCCUGGGGCCUGCAGGAGGGCAUGCGCAAGUCGGCCGGCCAGCCUCCCAAGCUGCGCCUCAACGCAACGCUCAACGCCAUCACCCGCCGCGGGCCCUUUCUCGGCAACUCGGCGGGCGUGGUUGCGAUUGCGUACAACAUGACCAACUCGCUGAUUGGGUACGCCCGCGGCAAGCACGAUGCAGCUAAUUCGAUUGCGGCGGGCGUGCUGAGCGGCAUGUUGUUCAAGAGCACGCGUGGCCUGCGCCCGAUGCUCAUAUCGGGCGGUAUUGUCGGCUCCGUGGCUGCUACCUGGACUAUUGCCCGACGAUCCCUAUUCUCUGUCCCCGAGCCAGUCCUGGCCUCUACCGAGCUCGAGACGCUGAAGGGAAAGAAGAAGGACGCUUCAGGCCUUGUGGAAGGCGAAUGGCCGCGGAUGAUGAAAACUCUCCCCACCAAUGAGUUUAAUUUUGGAACAAAAAUGUACAUUACAAAUCUGGCACGGGCCAGCGAGCAUUAUACCGUUUUGGCCACGGCGUUGGUUGUCAAUACUAUUCAUACACUUUGGGUUAAGACGGAGCUGAGGAUCAGGUGA
This is a messenger RNA of Cordyceps militaris CM01, 915 nucleotides long. Its product is annotated as mitochondrial import inner membrane translocase subunit tim23. Lineage: Eukaryota; Fungi; Ascomycota; Sordariomycetes; Hypocreales; Cordycipitaceae. Gene Ontology annotation, molecular function: transmembrane protein transporter activity. The record is from RefSeq and is a predicted model, not a curated record. Gene Ontology annotation, biological process: protein import into mitochondrial matrix. The coding region runs from base 1 to 915 and encodes 304 amino acids. The transcript has 3 exons. Gene Ontology annotation, cellular component: TIM23 mitochondrial import inner membrane translocase complex; mitochondrial inner membrane.